AUGGGCGGCGCUCCGUCGGCAGUGCAAGCUGUCGAGGGGACCUGCGGGGAGGGGCAGGAGCCGCGGGAGGUCGCGGGAGAGGCGCGGAGCGCGAUCCUGGGCGCGACCACUGAGGCGCAGCCAUGCAGCGUGCCGCCCGAAGCCGCUGCGGCGCCUGCAGCGGACGACGUCGACGAGGGCGAUGCACGGAGUGCUGGAGAGGACGGGGAGGCAGCUGCGGCGGCCGAAGAGGACGAGGGUGCGGCGCAUGGUCAGGGGGAGGAUGACGUGUUGGCAGUACCUGCAAGCGGGGACGCUGCGGAGCCUGCGGCGAGCGAGGAGCCGAGCGGGGUGGAGGCGCCUGUCACGCUCGAGAGCCUGAUUCAGCGGGUGCCCCUGAACGACGCGGACGUCGAGCUGGCCGCGCAGCUGAUCGCCAAGGCAGGCAUCGACGAGCUGCGCAGACUCAACCUCGCGCCGCCGCCGAAACGGCCCCCGCCGAAGCGCGAGACCCUCGAGCUGAUGGACAUACACCAGAGGAUGGAGACGAUACAGGCGUUCAUCAGUUCGUUCCAGUACAACCACACCGGCAACAACUACUUCGACGUGCGCAAGAACCGCCCACUGACGCGCAUCAUGGACACGGCGCGCGACAUCUGCCGCGACGCGCUCCCCAUCAAGUGCGUCGAGGGCGUCUUCCUCGCGCUGCUCCUCACGAGCGGCCUCGAGGACACGGACCGGUACCCCGUCGGCUUCAAGAGCGCUGUGGGCGGGCGCGUGUACCGCCACAUCGUGCUCGCCGUGCACCACCGCCCGUCGGGGAAGUUCGGCGCCCUCGGUCUGUCGCGCCGCGAGAGCCUGAUGUACAAGCCGCCCGAGUUCGCGUCGCUGUCGGACCUCAUGGCUGACUUCAAGCGGGCCUACGAGCGCUGGUGGCACGUCGUGCUCAAGAUACGGGUGGGCUUGCCCGUGGACCACAACCUGUACCACGCGGGGCCGGUGUGCUGGCGGUACUGCCACUGCAAUCUGGAGAAGGUGCUGUGGGAGGAGGCGGCGGAGCACAUCGACAAGCAUGUGGCCAGUGCCAAGCGACGACUGGGGACGUGGCGGCUGCGCCUCGAGCGGGCGAACGCGCUGGGGCAGCGGAAGACCGCGAGCAAGUGGGAUGGCUAUGCGUCCGAGGACAGCGAGACCGGCGCUCCGGUGCCCGCAGACAGCUUCGGGGCGCGCAGACGGCCGACGAAGACCUCUGGUUCGUCCAGCAAGGCACAGGGCGCGAAGCGACGUGCCGAGAAGUCCAGCGCGGCGGCCACUGCGGCCCCCGACGCGCGAGAAAAUAACGAGGCCGGCGAAUGCACGAAUCGCGAGCCUGGCGACGGCGACGGCACGGAAGUCGACGGUGAGAGUUCUUCGCAGCAACGAGGUUCCGGGGGCGGUUCGGGCGGGGACGGGGGCGACGGGAGCUCGGAGGACGACGAUGGGAGCAGUUCCGAGGACGAGAAUGCGGCGGACCUGCCCGGCGAUGAGGGCGACGAGGCGCAGCAGGCGGCGGGUGCGCAGGCUGCCGCCACCGCUGCUGCGCUUCAUUCGAGUGCAGGGUGCGUGCUUGGGGCGGAGGGGCCCUCGACGGGGCCGUCAGCAACUGGGUGA
Molecule: messenger RNA, 1629 nt
Organism: Pedinophyceae sp. YPF-701
Lineage: Eukaryota; Viridiplantae; Chlorophyta; Pedinophyceae
Source: the annotation of a GenBank genome assembly